UUGUAGAUUAGAAAUAAGUGUCUAGUUCCGUUUGUAUUUUUUUUUAAAUCUUUUUGUGUUGUUUUUAUUUUGCCAUUUUUCCUGUAAAUACCAAAGAAGCUUCUUUAACGUUUGAAAAAGCGCAUGAAAUAGAGCAUGUUUCAAAAUGCUUGUCAUAUGGCUUACCAUUGGUUUUAAAAAAUUGUUUGGAUUCAAUUAAAUAUCAGAAAUUAUUCCUUAUAUGCUUUCUUAUUCUAUGUAAAUAAUGUCUUUAUUCUACACUGGCUGUUUUCUUUGCCUCAAAGUACCAAUUUGUGAAACCAACUGCAUUGUAUUCACCAGCUUUCUGAGCCAUGCAAUUCUAAUGAGAAAGCUUUAUUAGCCAUAAAAUAGAGCACCUGACUGCUAUUAGCAUGCCAGUCCCCUAGUUAUCAUAAACAAGUACUCCCUACAUUACUGGGGGUCCUGAGAAUUUUUCAGUUUUCUGGUGGAUGCCAUCAAAAGUCCUUUCCACUGGGAGCUCUGGAAUUGAGUUCCACCUUAUCCAUUCUAAUGGUUUUGAAGACUGCUUUACAUGUUCUUGAUUUUUUGUCUUCUUGUGGAUCGCAGUGUUGUGAUUCAAAAAAUAGGAGCUCUAAAAGCGAGGGUCCAACUCAAACCCUACAGAAUCGCGUUAGAGACGCGUUUCGAAGAGGCUUGCAAUGGAAGUGGGAACGGGAUGCAGGACCAACAUUUAGUGGGCACAAGGAGUCAGAGCGGCAUGGUGAAUUACCUCAAGGGCAUGAGCUUACUGACUCUUCUACACAGAGGCAUUGGCCAACUUUUGCUCCGAUUGCCAUUCAGAAGUUUCGGCGUCUCUUCUCUACAGACAGUGCAAAUAAUGCAUCAUGUGAGCAAGGCUUGGACAAUGAUUCAGAGGGUAAAAGUCAUAGUGUAGCACCAUGCUCUAAAAAUAUUAGAAAAGAAAAUACCAGGGAAGGCAAGAUGGUGCGGAUGAAAGCUAAAGACAUUAAAAGUGGAGAGAAAGUGACCUCCCCGGAGUUCAGUGAGGAGAACCAAUUUGCGGACCACAUUUCAUCUGUACCUGCUGCUUCAGUCCAGUUUGAUUCUCUCAACCAAUCAUCAAAGGAAGAAAGUCAAGAUUGUAUUUCUUUGUGUCCAUCAAAAAUGGAAGAAAACCCAGUAGAAGUUAGCGGUACUGUGAAGUCCCAUUCUCUCAACUUGAAAAGCAUAGUGGGUGAAAUAAAGGCUAGUGAUGAUGAAAACAUAUCAGUAAAUAAGGAUUGCGUAAGCACUAAUCAAUCCAUUGUCUGUGAUGUAGUUAAAGGUAAAUCACCAAUUGCAAUUGCUCAUGGUGAAAAGGAGAGUGAUGCUUUAGAUUCAUUCAGCAAUGAUGUGAAAAAGCCAGAGAGAGUCUCAGGGUCAUUAUGUGCACCAAGUGACAUGGUGACCAUUUGUGAAACUGAUGUAAAAAAUCUUGACUUAAUGAGCAACAACUUAAAAGAUAAUUCUGCCAAUCAAUAUCUUGAUGACGAUUCCCCUGGUCCGUCUUUAGCUCUGGCAUCAAGUAACAGUGUUAUUUCUAGCAAAAAUGAAUCCAUUAGCACAUCAAUGGCAAUGAAUACCAAAGAUGCCAGAAAGGCAUCGAUUCAAAAACAUAAAAAGUUACUGGAACCAUUGUACCUCAACAUAAACUCUGCAAGUAGUGCAGGACCUCAUGCAAGGAAGUCUCCUGUUACUGUACAGGAAUGGGUCGACUCUAUUCCAAUUUCUUCACAUUUAGACGAUGACCCUGAAGAUGCCAAUACUGAUGGCGAUUUGUCAUUAACAGCACCAGAAACACAAAUUGGAAAUGUGUGCCCAUCAGUUACACUAAGGCCAGCACCUGGUUCGGGUGCAACAGUUGCUGAUCAGCGGCGUGAGGCUUUUUCACGUGAUGCAUCUCCAUCCCUUCAAUCUGAUACGGGAAGCCAUGCAUCCAGUGUGGAUUCCUACCUAGAAGCCCGCCGCCCAGAUCCUGAGGAAGUCUUAUUAGGAUUAGGCUUCGGAGGUUCAUUACAUGCUAAAGAAGCUGAAGUUUCAAGAAUUCCUGCACGCUUUCUUCAACCAUCUCAAGUGAAAGGUGUGGCAAUAGAUGAUUUCUUGCGUUACCAACAGGAUUUAAUUGAAACUUUUGAAUCGGGGUACAGUGGUUAUAGAGGCUUAACUGGUGGUGCACAGGUUCCAUCCGUGAUCGUUGCUAAAAUAAUGGAAAAGCUUCGAGAACAUGAGAGAGAGAGCAGUACCAAAAGCUCUGCGGGCUCAUCUCCAGGUCAUCAUGCCGAUAUUUCAAGACGCAGGUUUUCUCGAGCAGCUCACCGAGUUACCAUUUUGGCCAAAAUGAAAUCACGAGACAGCUUAACUUCUAGUGCACCAGCCCACUCUGUACUAAACCCUGACAACAGAAAAUUCCUGGACAAUCAAGGCAGUAAAUCUCCAGAGAUAUCUCGGAAACGAAUGAUUAUUGGACAUAGAUCAUUUACUUUUGAUGGCGAUGGCCAGUUAAUCGAGGCAGAAGCAAAUCCCCUCGAAGUGGCUCAUGCAGAACCCAUAGUACCUUCAAAACCACCAUUACCUCGUCCCCUCGUUCAUAAAGAUUCUGUGCUUUCAUCUGCAACAAGCUUAAGUCUGACCAGUUAUGACAGUGAUAGUGAUACGGACGAAGCUGGUGGUGCCGACAGAAUCACUAAUGAAGCUGUAGGUGAUAAGAAUAAUUGUGAACCUCAGCUGUCACAAAAUACUUCCAUUUCUGAUACUAAUGAAAAUUUAUCAUUGUCUCCUGUCAUGGCAAAUGUUGCCAAUAAUGGUGUUCAGAAUGCAUUUGAUAAGAAGAAAACUCCUUUACCAGUCAUUCCUGACCUUGUUUUAAGUUUGAAUGAAAAUGUAAGCGUGGGGCUUAAAACAUCAACCCCCAUUAGGUGUAUCAGCUGGAAAGAUUUGCAUCAGGUUAAUUCAGCCCCUUCCACACCUCUAGUUGACGCACCAACUCCUAUCCCUGCUCUGUGGACCCAUGCAGAAGAAAGUUCAUCAGGUUCUGAACCAUAUAAUCAUAAGAAUGGAAAGCUUCAGGAAUACUUGAAGCAAAGAAAUCAAUCUGCUUUACAAAAUAAUCCUGAACUACUUGCAUCCCUCAAGGCAUAUUCUAAAAUUGAACCUGAGCAGACUCCAUCUCCAAAUGCAAGGCAAUCCUCCUUUUAUAAAAUAUCUGAUUUUGUACUGCCUGAUGAUUGUACUUCAUCCCUUGACUCUCCAGAGUCUCAAAGUUCUUUACCAGCUGAUGCUCAACAAUUACAGAGAAUGUGUUCCAUGCCUAAAUCAUCAUCAAUGUUCCUUGAUAAAGAAUUGCGCCGCAAACUGUCUCUGAACUCGAGUGUUGAUUCCUACAUUGCCAGAAGUGUAGCACACUCCCCAGAUUUAAAGAACUGGUCAACAAGCAGUGUGAGUAGUUGGGAAUCGGAAAAGGAUUUCUCACCUAAACUUUUGGUUGAUAAAAUUUUGAAUGAAGAAGAGAACCCUGUAUUUGAUGAGCAGACUGUUGCUAUAACGCAUGAACCUGAAGUGGAUGCUACAGUCAAUCGAAGAAGGGGUAGCUUAAAGCGACAGAAAAAAGUUGAUGAGGAAGACUUAUUGCGAGGCACUUCAAGCUCUUCUAAUCUCAAUGUGAAUCGUCCAAAUAUUGCAACGGACCAAGGCGAUUCUUUUGAAAUGGAAGAGUUAUCAGUGGAGGAGGAAAUACGGGGUGCAAGGACAGGAAGUGCUCACUCCGACAGUAGUGGUUUUCAAGAAGAACCAAAUCAAAACAAGCCCUCUCUCAAGGCAGCUCUUGGGAAACAGCUCUCUCAAAGUGAACCAAUGCUGUGUACUAAAUUCUUUCCUGAGGAACUUGCCCAAAUUCAAGUUGACCCCCUUAAAAGGCUUAGUCUCCCAGUGAUACGGAUUCAAGAUGAAUCGGGCCUCACACAAUGGCAUGCUACUAGCAUUUGCCAAAGUGAUGAGCCUGUUACCAGCUCUCUUAGACGGGUACAGUCUCUGCCAUGUCAACUUUCCCGUCUUGGUCUAAGAAGGCUCAGUGAGUGUUUUUCUCCAGGAUCAAUGACAGACUCAAUUGGAAACAUGUUUAGUUCCUGCAGUGAUGAAAGCGUGAUACAUGUACCCCGUACUAGCAUAGAUGUAACAGCAGAGGAACAGCCAGAAGUUUCUCCCCUUCCUGCUGCAAUAUUGGACUACGAGGGUGAAGUGGAAGCUCUCCGCGCACCCAGGGAAUGCUGCAAGUGCCAUUGCUCUUUGAAGAAUUCCUUAUCUAAGUGCCAUAGUGAUUUAUUACUUUCUCAAGAAAAUGAUCAAUCAUUUUCCAAUAUCAGCUCAAGUUUGAAGACCUUGAAAGAGGCUCAAAAUGAAAUAAAUAAUGUAGUGCAACAAAUGCAAAAUCAUUCCUGCCUCUCAUUUGGUUGCAAGAUGAAGGAUACUUUGGAACAGGUUGCAUCUGUGGUUUAUCAACAAAAUAGCUUAUGCCUUCUUUUGGAGGGGUUCAGUUCGGACUUACUGUCUACAAUCAAAAACUUAUCUGCUCAAAGUAUGUCUGAGGAUCUUCACUCAACUCACAAUACCCUCAAUACUCCAAACAUCCCUAAAAAAACUCUGAAAGAAGUUUCCUCCUCACCUCUGCAUUCGUCUGAAAACUGUGUGACACUUUGUCGGAUAGUUGAGAAAGAAAAUCGUAGACUGCAAGAAUUGGUCCAAAUGAAUGUGGAUGAACUUGCACGCAUACGGCUUCUUCUUGAAACACUCCUUCAGAAUAGUAAAGUGUGAUUAUUCUAUGUCAGACUUCUCUCCUGGUUCAGUCAUUGCUGUCUCUGUAUUAGAACUGGUAUCUUCUCAUAAGAUUAAAUUGUGAUAACAAUUGUUAGCUGGGGCUGUUGUAGGUAUUAUAAAAAUCUAUAAAAGCGUCUUUUUUUGUCUGUUUGUGGUUGUUUUGAAAGUUUUUUUAUUUGUUCACUUCUUAACAACUUUUCUUCAGGGGUGUUUUUUAUUUCAAAUGACUGAAUUGUACAGCUUGUACAGCUUUUCUGUAAUUUCAUCUACCAAUCACAAACAUUCUAUCUUGAACUGUUUAGUGGUCAUUGUGAUUUGUACUUUUCUUUCUUGUUGUUACUUCUUAUUGGGAUUAUUGAGCUACUUUCGGUACUCAUAGUGCAUUCCUUGAGUUGUUACACUCUUUGGUUUAUUUUAUACUUAUGCAUGUAAUUUGAAAAGUCUAUUAGGUAUAGGUAGGUUUUGGUUGUGCUCUUUCAGGACUUUCUUUACAUUAUAUGAGGCUUAUAUAGACUAGGGCUUUCCAAUAGUUCUAACUGUGGUUUAUCAUGGCUGAUGGAUCAAUUAAUUUAACUCUCCCCUUUUUAAUAAUGUCUUUUUAAUGCUCAAGUCAAGGCAGCAUUCAUUGUUCCAUGUUUUCAUCAAGGCACCAUCUUAGGCUGUUGUGGUUUCCCUCUUUAAUUAGAACCAUACAUUGAAGAGUGGUGUUACCUUGGAUUUUGGUUUUAAACUUGGCAUGGGUAUCAAUUAUUAGAAAUAUGACACCUUUCUGGUUCAUUGAAAAGUUGAAUAUAGGUAACAACAUUUUAUUAUACAGAAUUGCAAAUGUAUCAGUGAUUUUUGGAUAAUAACACUUUAGGGAACCUUCGUGCCAUGUUUCCUUUAAAUUAUCAUAUUUUUGUAAAUUAUAAAUCUACUAUGGAACUACUAAGCAGAUUUAUUCUCAUUAUGGAGGUAAUUUGUCUCUUAAAACUGUUCAUGUUGACUUAGUUUGCUAUGGUCUUAGUUCUGAGUUGCCUUGUCUCACUAAGACGAUUGAACAAAUAAAUAUUUAUGAGGCAACAAAGCUAAGACAUCCUUGUGUGGUCCAAUUUUACAGAGUUUUAUUUCAAAGGCAUCCAUUAAGUUACUUUAUUUUGAGAUUAUUGUGUCUUUCACACAAGUACUAGCCCAACAAUGUCAACAGUGAGAAUGUGAUUUGUGGUUUUGCUUGCCAAAUAAGUUACUUGUGAAACUGUGAUAUUUGUUCUUGUCAAGUUGAAUACUCGUCUUCAGACAUGAUUGAAUAUGUGACAAUCAAGCUUCUCUGAAAUCCUUUGCUGCUCUUUUUGUUUUUCUUAACAAUCUUGCCGUUUUUUGUUUUUUUAAGUUUGUUUUGCUCUAUUUCUAAAUUAGUUAAUGUGUUACCUAGGCAAUGCGCAUAGGUACCAUUGUUCUGAAAGCCCAUUGGCUAGCCCUUUCAUUUCUCAACUUUAAAUAGCUGCUUUUAAUGUAUUUUUGUAUUGUUUCAUGUGUGCAAUAAGUUUGACUGCUCACUCUGUAACCCUGGGUUGUUGAUUUGGAACGAUGGUAGUUAAGUAGUACUCAUUCAGGUUUUAAUGUUAAGUUGUCAUUGUUAUCUUAUUUUGUUGAUUUUUUAGGGUUAUUAAGUGUUAUCCUAAUUAGUUUGAAUUGCCACAAUUGCCUUAAUAUUUUGAAUUAAAGGAAUGAAGUAUAAAUUU
Molecule: messenger RNA, 6551 nt
Organism: Thrips palmi
Lineage: Eukaryota; Metazoa; Arthropoda; Insecta; Thysanoptera; Thripidae
Gene: olf186-M
Exons: 12
Coding region: 532-4827 (1431 amino acids)
Molecular function (GO): signaling receptor binding
Source: RefSeq, a predicted model, not a curated record